AAACACCGGUCGCCGGUCGAUGACGUCACUGGACAAACUUUACCGAAGAGCUCAGAUAUGAGCACUAAAACUGGGGAAGAUGUGUUUUAAUGUCAACGCGACACACUAGAUAAUAUAUCUGUGAAGUGGUUAAGUGAAACUGUAAGUCAUGUACAGCGAACGCGAGCGUUUGUAAGUGACGUCAGCAGCAUGUACAGAUGUAAACACAGUUCCUUCGCUUGGACUGUAUUUCUAUCGGUCCUGGUGAUUAAACAGCAGCGGUCUGUUAGAGGUUCAUCUGUGGAGGUUCGAGUGAAUGUUGACACGCCACUGAGAAACCUGAAGCACUUUUGGAGAAGCACUGGAUUCUGCCCUCCACAGCCACACAGUGAUGCACAUCUGUAUGAUCUCAGUCCCGACCAGCAGAUGAAUCUGGCUUUGAUCGGCUCUGUGCCGCACAGAGGAAUCCAGCAGGUGCGGAUACACUGGAUGCUGGAGCUGGUGUCCGCGCGAGUUUAUAAUGGAGUAUACCACUAUAACUUCACUCACAUAGACCAGCUGAUUGACCUUCUCUGGCAGAAUGACCUGCAGCCAGGCUUUGAACUUAUGGGCAGCGUGUCCAACAGCUUCAGCAACUUUGAGGACAAAAGUCAAGUUACUGAAUGGAGGAAUUUGGUCUAUUUAAUUGCCAAAAGAUACAUAUGGAAAUACGGGCUUGGCUUUGUCUCUCAGUGGAACUUUGAGACAUGGAAUGAGCCUAACAACCAUGAUUUUGACAACAUUACUGUGUCAAUCCAAGGGUUUCUGAACUAUUAUGAUGCCUGCUCCGAGGGACUUCGUGCGGCGAGUCCUCUCUUGAAGUUUGGGGGUCCGGGAGACUCCUGUCAUUCUCCGCCCCGCUCUCCAUACUGCUGGGAAAUGCUACAGCACUGUUACAACGGCACAAACUACUUCACUGGAGAGACGGGCGUACGGCUAGACUACAUCGCCCUACAUAAAAAGGGAGGUGGCAGCUCGUUACCCAUCCUGCAGCAGGAAGUGGCCACUGUGCGGGAGAUCCAGCAACGCUUUCCACAGUUUCGUUCUGUGCCGAUCUACAAUGAUGAGGCGGAUCCACUGGUUGGCUGGAAUAAACCACUCACCUGGAGAGCAGAUGUCACCUAUGCAGCCAUGGUGCUUAAGGUCAUCUCGCAGCAUCAGAACCUGCUCAUAACCGACCAGAACGGUACCAUCAACUACACGCUGCUUAGCAACGACAAUGCUUUCCUUAGUUACCACCCGCACCCAUUUACCCAGCGCACUCUCACCGCCCGAUUCCAGAUCAACAACACAAACCCGCCUCACGUGCAGUUAAUACGGAAACCAGUCAUGACUGUGAUGGGCCUGCUGGCAUUGUUAGGUGAGACUCAGGUGCAGGCCGAGGUGUUGACUGAUGGCUCUGAAGUGAACUCAUCGGUGGGUGCGCUGGCCACCGUUCACGUCCCUCAGGUGCCGUACACGGCCGAUAGCUGGCAGACCACCGUCUUGCUCUAUAACAGCAGAGAUAACCAGACCUCCUCCACCGCUGACAUCAUCACUCUGCGCCUCACUGGAAUACCUCGGCAAACGGGUCUGAUGUAUGUGACGCACUACAUGGAUAAUAAUAUGACAAACCCUUUUAAACUGUGGGAGAACAUGGGCAGCCCAGACUAUCCCACUGCACAACAGUUCACACAGCUACGGACCCAAGAGGAUCCACAGACUGAUGGGCCUCUGCCGGUCUCAUCCGAUGGCUCUCUGAUGCUGAAGGCAGUGCUUCCUGUCCCCUCAGUGCUGCUUGUACACGUUUGUGCUCCGUCUAAGGAAGCACCCAAUCAGGUGAACGGGGUGCGUUUCAUCACCAUCACCAAAGGACAGGUUCUGAUCAUUUGGAAAGAUCACUGCGUUGGCACGAAGUGUAUAAAAACUUAUGAAGUGGAAUUUUCCAAAGAUGAGACCACUUUCCAGAGGAUUAACCAGAGAGACACUAUUUUCACAUACUACACUUAUUCUUCAGAGAGUCUGGAGGCGAGUGGUUAUUAUAGAGUCAGAGCCGUGGACUACUGGGGAAGAAAUGGAGAAUAUUCAGUCACUGAGAAAUAUUCAGAGAACUAUUAGUCUCGAUUAGACAGAAUUUUGACUGUCCACAUGCGAUAUGAUUUGCGUCUUAAUUUGAUCAAAAACAUUCACCAGAACAGGAUGAGACUGGUUUGAAUAACAUGUAAAGUGUCCAAACAGUUCAUCUGGUUUUUACAUGCCAUUUAAGGUUGUUUAUCUGAUGCUGCAGUCAUUUACCUUGAAAAUACGGUUUUGUUUUGAAAAAAAUGUCUGCAUAUCAUUUUUCAAUAUUCAUGACAAUCCAUUGGUAAAUUUUUAUGUGAGAUAAAAAUAGAUUGCAUGAGUUUCUCUACAACAACCUGAAGAUUUUUAGCAUUUCCUUGCACUGACUGAAAAAAUCAAUUUUGCUGUGAUUUUGAACUGCCUGGACAUGAAAAUUAUUUCUAAAUCAAAAUGAAAAAGAAAUAGGGAUUAACAGUUUAUUAAUAAAUAUUGGUGUGGAUGUUUACCAAAGUGGAACUCUGAUUCAGUGCAUGUUUAACAUUGAAGAUGUAAUGAGCACAGGCAAUGAAAGAAUAAAGUGUCAGAUCAGAAGAAAUUUA
Puntigrus tetrazona (Sumatra barb) is the source of this 2657-nucleotide messenger RNA. It is a transcript of the gene idua, whose product is annotated as alpha-L-iduronidase. NCBI's taxonomy places the organism in Eukaryota, Metazoa, Chordata, Actinopteri, Cypriniformes, Cyprinidae. The transcript has 14 exons. The record is from RefSeq and is a predicted model, not a curated record. The coding region runs from base 190 to 2115 and encodes 641 amino acids. Gene Ontology annotation, molecular function: L-iduronidase activity; protein binding. Gene Ontology annotation, biological process: carbohydrate metabolic process.